UAUUAUGCUAGGUGACAAAACGAAUAGAUUAAUUCAUGGCUGUGACAAACCAUUCUAGAGUUUCUUUUUUUAUUAUUAUUAUCUCCACAGUGAAUGAGGGAUAUUUUCGAUAUUUAGCCUAAGUGAACUCGAUAUAGACACAAAUCGUUUAAGCAGCGUCAUAAAUUGCGUGGUGUGCCUCUUCAGUUUAUGACUUUCACAUAAGUACAGAGCCGGACAGUAAUUUCCAUUAGCGUCGUCGCGAUUCUCCGUGGUUGUCCAAUUUUCCUUGCGCUUGCCUGCACAUUUAUCAAACUUCAAAAUCGACCUUGUAAAUAUUUGCCUCCAUCCAUCUCUAUUGCCGAGCGUCGCUUUAUCGAUAGGCUGCUUCCUGCAAUCUUGGGUUAUAAUAUUUAUAGAGAGAAACGUAAAACAGUCAAUACAUCUAUGGGAAAUACGACGGUGCUUGGUAGCGGAGGAAAUCUACCUUAAUCCAUAGUUCGGAUCACUCACGCUUCGUGGAUACCGCUACCAUAGGUGAAAACAGACUUGAAGUGUGGAUCCGCGUUACAGGUAUCCCUAGCGAUAUCGUUAUCUCAGAAAGUGAUAGCAUUCGAACACAAUUUUCUAACCAAGUAACCCGCCAGAAUGAGCGCAUUAGAUCAUGACCUCGGCUGUGGCAGGAUACGUCACAAACAAGGGAGGUAACCUAGUACAACUUACGUCGUUCUCUCUAGUAGAAGAUUGCAGGACGGAGAAAAUCGACAACAACCUGAAACAAGAGAUAACAAAGCUGGUUAACGAUCUGAAUCACGAGACUGCGCAAUACUGUACCUUGGUUGUUGCCCUAGGCGGAAGUCAGGAUACAUUGGACCUGCGCGAUGAGCUCAAACACAUCCGCCAGAGGGCGUUCGAGAUAGCGCGCCAAAACAAACAUAAAUUGAUACCUGCUUUAAGGAAGAAGAAUGUUUGCGAAGAGGACGCAAAACACUUAGAGCGCUUGUACAACAUGUACUCGGCCUGUCUAGAAAUGCUGGAGGUGGAACUCUUCCAGACCCUCCGACUUCAGAAAAUGUUUCCCUUACAGUCCGGUGUCCACGUUCUUAUCAAUGUGGGGACAUCCGAACCAUUUCUUGGAUUCAAAUCCCAAAUCAACAUCUCCGAAGUUUCCAUACAGAGGGAAGCAGAUGAUCUUAAUCAGUUAGAACGGGAUUUAACGGAUGUUCGGGAACUGCUGUUCACCAUUAAUCAGAAAAUUGCCGUCCAGCCAUGGGCAGCCGACGCGUGUUACAACGAAAACUCUCCACACGAGGAAGAUUGCAAGUCCGAGUCUUCGUCAAAUGGAUCCACGGCGUCAUCUAUCGACAUCACUAUGGUAGAACCGAACACCAAGAAGAAGCGGUGGCUGUGCGUGGUCAUUAUGACAUUUGUUGCGGUGCUUCUUUCGGCGGCCAUUAUCGGAGUUUGCCUGGGUCUACUUAAAUGACCAUGCUAGUUACAACAUUACAAACGUAUGCCACGAUAACACGUAAAUCAAGAAUAUAUAUUAUUUCAAUGUCUGAUAAACUUACUGUUAUACAUGUGAAUUGAUACCUGUUAACAAUAUAUAGGCGGCAGUAACAUUGGUGUGUAGUUUCAAUUACGUCAGGAAAUGUGCUAUUUCCCGCGAUCCCAAAUACCAUGUACAUUUUACGUUAGGAAUAAUUCAGCAUAGGCGUAACCGGACACCAUUUUCACACUUUCAUUGACGAUUUCGGAAUUUUCGUAGCUUCAUUAUGCUAAAUAGCGACGUCAUAAAAUAUAAUUAUUUCUCAUUGUUUUGAAUCAAGGUAUAAUUGGUAACUCUUUAAUAGCAAUUACAUAGUAGUAUCUCCCGAUACUAGGGGAUACCGUCUCGUAUAUGCCUUUGUGAUUGGGGCCUUUAUGUCCAACGUUAACCAUUAUCUACCAACUGCAUAAAACGGAUCUUUGGUUUUCCACCAAAAGUUCAUUAGUAAUAUCUGCACUUCUUAUGAAACAUUUUCCAGAUACUAGUAAUCAUUUUAGAAUUUUGAAAUCACAGACUAUGACAGAUUAGUAAAUGGUGGAAACUCGCGCUGUUGACUAUCCACAUUACCGCCAAUACCUAAUGGUCUGUGUAGUGUGCUAUAUCGAGACUUGUUGUACUUACCCGAGAAAUGUACUUACCAUUGAAAUCCUAGAUUGUUUGCUUUCUUACAAUUUGAAUUUGAUACGCGGUAAUUAAAAUGACAUGUACAUGUAGCUUCUGUGAUUGACAGAUGUAUUAUAUAGUAUUGUAUUGUUUAUUGGCUUUAAGCCUUACGGCUCAUCAGCAUAAUACAUAUUCAAUUACAAAGUAUAAACAAAAAAGAUGUAUACAGUAUGAAAAGUGGAGUGAAUAUUAGAGGAUGGACAUACAUGAAGAGAGUUAUAAGACAAGUUUGCAUAAAAAAGAAACCAACAAAAACCAGCAUAUACAUUAGACGAUAGUUUGGCUAGAUCGUAAGAGUAAAGCACCUUUCAAAAAUUUACCCAGAUUACAGAUUUGUUUUCUAUUAUGAAUUGACAUCAAUUGUACCAGUUUAAACAUAGAAGCUUUAGAGCUGUUCCAGGUUGAAUCCAGCAUUCUGAUAAAAAUAUUACAUCGUAGUCAGAUAUGACUGUGCAAAAGUCACUGUCACAUAUCUUUUGCUCUAAAUUUCUGUUUACAUUCCAUAGUAAUAAACAAAUCAUAUGCACAAACACACGGUAGACAGAUGGCAAUAUAGACACAAUUUGAAUGUAUUGUUAGACGCAAAAAUCCCUAUCUCAUUUUUUAGUCAAUGCAAAUAUGUACGCACAUGUGUAGCUCUCCAAGGUUAUUUACAAUUCUAGGGGAAUGUCCAGCUCUCGGAAAUUGUAACUGUUGGCACACGGACAGUUAUGCAAGUCCAAAGCAUGUGGUUAGGUUAAAGUGAACUCAUUGGGCCCUUUUUGCUAGUCCUGAACGGCUCGUAUUAUUCAUGCAUUCAGGGGCGGAUCCAGGAAUUGCGGUUACGGGGGGCGCCACUUUAUGAGGCAGGGGGUCUGGGGGCGAAGCCCUGGUGGGGGGCCCAGGGUGCGAAGCCCCCGGAAGCUCCUGGAUUUUACAGAUUUUAUAGGGCUUGAAAUAUGUCUCCUAUUUAGUCUUUUGUACUAUUUUCUAUCAUUUUUUAUGAGGUGAAAUUAAUAAAAUGACGCAAAUUUUAAGGGUUUUUGGAAAAAAUUAAGUUCUCCCAAUAAAGUAAUUCAAGAAAUCAAUAGAUUUUGUCAUUUAUUUCUCCAGGAGUGGAAGAAAUUAUUGCUUCUUGCAUUGUUUAGUACAUUUUUCUAAACAAGAUACCACGAUUUACCUUAAGUUUGAAAAUUUAAAUCCGCCACUGGCAUUUCCUAGUUCAACUUGAGAGAUCUCCAAAAAGAAACAUUGUAUGAUUCAUAGUUGAAAACUCAUGCUAAGUAUUUGUCAUAUUGAUAUAAAAUUUGUUUUUAAUUUAUGAAUUUGGAAUUUGCUAUUACAUUAAUUGAAAUGCUCGUUACGAGAAAAAGAAAAACUUUCCUGGAUUCGUCUCUUAUAUUUCAACGCAUAAUGAUGUAAUGACAUGGCAAAUAACUGUAACACGCAUUAUGUAGUGAAAUGACAAAUAACUGUAACACGCAUUAUGUAAUGAGAUGACAAAUAACUGUUGAAAUAACUAACACGCAUUAUGAAAUGACAUGACAAAUAACUGUAAUACGCAUUAUGUAGUGAGAUGACAAAUAACUGUAACACGUAUUAUGUAGUGACAAAUAACUGUAACACGCAUUAUGUAGUGAGAUGACAAAUAACUGUCACACACAUUAUGUAGGAGAUGACAAAUAACUGUCACACGCAUUAUGUAGGAGAUGACAAAUAACUGUCACACGCAUUAUGUAGUGAGAUGACAAAUAACUGUAACACGCAUUAUGUAGUGAGAUGACAACUAACUGUCACUCCACGACAUCCAACUUUAUUUUAUCAUGAUAAGAAAGAUAACUCUUACUUAUAGAAAUACUAUUGAAGUAUCCCAGGGUUUCGUACUUCGUGAAAGGGUUUAUUAUAUGUCCACUAUCAUUGUGUGUAAUAAGAUAUAAUUUUUCUACCAUUUGUAAUUAGUGGUUAUGUAGAAUGGCGUGGUAUCUGGUAUUCGUAUGUACAUGUAUAUAUGUGUGUAUGAUUGUCAUGGUAGCAACAAUUAAAGUAAAUGAUUGAAAACC
This is a messenger RNA of Ostrea edulis (European flat oyster), 4230 nucleotides long. Its product is annotated as regulator of G-protein signaling 9-binding protein-like. The coding region runs from base 644 to 1465 and encodes 273 amino acids. Lineage: Eukaryota; Metazoa; Mollusca; Bivalvia; Ostreida; Ostreidae. The record is from RefSeq and is a predicted model, not a curated record. Gene Ontology annotation, biological process: G protein-coupled receptor signaling pathway. Gene Ontology annotation, cellular component: neuron projection. The transcript is spliced from 8 exons.